Molecule: messenger RNA, 630 nt
Organism: Caenorhabditis remanei
Lineage: Eukaryota; Metazoa; Nematoda; Chromadorea; Rhabditida; Rhabditidae
Exons: 4
Coding region: 1-630 (209 amino acids)
Source: RefSeq, a predicted model, not a curated record
AUGAAGUUUGCUCUCUGCUGUCUCGCCAUCAUCGGAUGUGCCAAUGCUCAAUUCAGUGCCACUGCCCAAGCUGCAAUCGUCAAAGCUCACAAUGACUUGAGAUCUGCCAUUGCGAAAGGAACUUAUGACGCCGCUGGAACCAUUGAGCCACCAGCAGCUAACAUGCGCAAGAUGAAAUGGGACACCACCGUUGCUGCCUCUGCUCAAAAGUAUGCCAAUCUUUGCCCAGAUGACCACUCCGGAUACCCAGAUCUUGGAGAGAAUCUCUAUUGGUCAUGGUCAUCCUCUGCUCCAACUAGUCUUGAUAAAUUUGGAGUCGCCGCUUCCCAAUCCUGGGAGCAAGAAUUCCAAGACUAUGGAUGGUAUUCCACUACUUUGGACGAGGACACCUUCAACUCUGGAAUCGGACAUGCUACACAGAUGGCUUGGGCUGAAACUAAUCUGAUCGGUUGUGGAGUUAAAAACUGUGGAAGAGAUGCAUCGAGCUCUAACAUGUAUAAAGUUGCAGUGGUCUGUCAAUACAAAUCUGCUGGAAACAUGAUUGACGGCGACAUCUAUCAACCAGGAGACACUUGCUCCUUCUGCUCAUCUGGAUUUAAGUGUGAGACCGCUUCCGGAUUGUGUGCCUAA